AUGUCACUUAUAUUCCUACAUAAAUUAUCAAUAUUAUUAUUAUUAUUAUUUCUACUGAAAAGUACUAGACCUACUUUAAAUCUCUUCAAGCAAUGUGAAAAAAUUCCCAAAGUUGAACGUUUAGAUUGUCAUCCUGAUCAACAUGCAAGUCGUAGUGUAUGCGAAUCUCGAGGUUGUUGUUGGAUUCCAAAACCUAUAUUAGAUGAUGAUGCAUUGCCAAUAUGUUUUUUUCCAAAAUCCUAUCCAACUUAUCAAAUUUAUUCAAGUCAAAAAACUGAACGUGGUUUGAUUGCUCAAUUGUAUAAAUCAAAUCCAAAAUAUUAUCGAAAUGAAAUAAAAAAUAUUUCAUUUGAACUGAGACAAGAAACAUCAACUAGGCUACGUUUACGAUUUACUAUACCAUCACAAUUAAAUAGAUGGGAACCAUCUAUACCGUUAGGACGAUUAGAAGAUACUCCAAUAGCAAAUGUGCAAUAUAAUGUUUCAAUGGAGAGUUCACCUUUUGGAUUGAAAGUAAGUAUAUGUAUACCCAUUAAAGUACUGGUAAUAUUACUUUGUCUAAAGAGGUGGUUUGUAUCGAUUUUCUCGACUUCAAGCCAGUUUCCUUAA
Schistosoma haematobium is the source of this 609-nucleotide messenger RNA. RefSeq lists its product as uncharacterized. Gene Ontology annotation, molecular function: catalytic activity; carbohydrate binding. NCBI's taxonomy places the organism in Eukaryota, Metazoa, Platyhelminthes, Trematoda, Strigeidida, Schistosomatidae. Bases 1 to 609 code for a protein of 202 amino acids. The transcript has a single exon. The record is from RefSeq and is a predicted model, not a curated record. Gene Ontology annotation, biological process: carbohydrate metabolic process.